UGACAUCAGCGCGGCUUCCUGCCCGCGGCGCCGCGCUCGCCCCCGGGAGCCCCGCGGCACCGGGGCGGGCAGCAGCAGCAGGCCCAGCGCCCGCCGGCCCGGGUGCCCGCGCCCCCCGCCCCGCCAUGGAGUCGGUGGCCCUGUACAGCUUCCAGGCGACGGAGAAGGACGAGCUGCCCUUCCGCAAGGGAGACACCCUGAAGAUCCUCAACAUGGAGGACGACCAGAACUGGUACAAGGCCGAGCUGUUCGGCUCCGAGGGCUUCGUCCCCAAGAACUACAUCAAGGUCAAGCCUCACCCGUGGUACGCGGGCCGCAUCUCCCGGCAGCUGGCCGAGGAGCUGCUGCUGCAGCGCAGGCACCUGGGAGCCUUCCUCAUCCGCGAGAGCGAGAGCGCCCCGGGCGAGUUCUCCAUCUCCGUCAACUACGGGCAGCACGUCCAGCACUUCAAGGUGCUGCGGGAGCGCAACGGCAAGUAUUUCCUCUGGGAGGAGAAGUUCAACUCGCUCAACGAGCUGGUGGACUUCUACCGGACCACCACCAUCGCCAAAAAGCAGCAGGUCUUCCUCCGAGACGACGACCAGGGCCCGGAGGUGAGGAGACCCAAGUUCGUGCAGGCCCAGUUCGACUUCUGCAGCCGCGACAGCUCCCAGCUGCCCUUCCUCCGCGGGGACAUCAUCGAGGUGCUGGCCUGCCCCGACCCUAACUGGUGGCAGGGCAAGAUCUACGGGCGCGUCGGCCUCUUCCCCCGCAACUACGUCCACCCCAUCCACAAGUGAGCUGCUGCCGCCGCCGCCGCCGUCCCGGCCCCACCGAGCCCUGCGUGUGCACUCGUCCUCCCGCCCCGCAGACGGCACCCGUCCCGCGCCCGGCGCCGUGGGAAAACCCACCGGCAAACGGCCCUAAAAACUCCUCCGGAGCGGCCGGAGCCCCCGGACAUGCAAAUGCCGCCGGUGCCCUGGAAUGGCAAAACACCGGAGCAUCCCCGCCCGGAGCCCACGGACCGGGGCGGCUGCCCCAGCCCGUCCGGCCGCGCUGCCCGUUGCAGCUCCGUGGAGGGGCCCGGUGCCCCGGCCGGCGGCGGAGGCCGGGCGCGGAGGAGCUCAGUCCCGUAGGUGCCAGUCAUAGCUGCAAAUUGUGGCAUUUUUUUUCUUCUUUUUUUUUAUUUUGAGCUAAUAAAGUGUGUUUGGGUGAAAGCUGC
Molecule: messenger RNA, 1201 nt
Organism: Dromaius novaehollandiae (emu)
Lineage: Eukaryota; Metazoa; Chordata; Aves; Casuariiformes; Dromaiidae
Gene: GRAP
Product: GRB2 related adaptor protein
Exons: 5
Coding region: 126-779 (217 amino acids)
Biological process (GO): signal transduction; regulation of MAPK cascade
Cellular component (GO): COP9 signalosome; plasma membrane; nucleoplasm
Molecular function (GO): epidermal growth factor receptor binding; phosphotyrosine residue binding
Source: RefSeq, a predicted model, not a curated record